GUGCGCAGGAUCGCAAAAGCAGGCAGUCACACCGUUCUUGGAGCCAAAAUGGCGCUAUGUUUACGUCUCUACACAAACGUUUAUUAUCCUUAGCAAGUCCCGUGGAGAGCUAUGGUGUUUUUUCUCAUUGGAAAAGAUAGCUUAACAAUUAGCGAAAGCCCAAGGGAUCCAGGAUCAACCGGACAUUAGAUUUGCAGCAAUAAAGUUAAGCAGCAGCUGGGAAGGCUACAGGCUGAAAGGAUGCAGGCAGAGGCCAAAGAGUCUUCGUUGACAGAGGGCGAAGAGGCUCUGGGUGUGAAGGACACAGAAAAACCUGCAGCACGAAAAGAAGAAGAAGAAGAAGAAGAAGAAGGGCAACAAGAGACACAGGACGCGGAGAUGACUCCUGCAACAGAAGAUGGCACAACUACAAAGGAAGAAACGGAUGGAGACAUGGAUGUGUCGGAAGGAGAGGAGCACAAAGAUGACGCUCAGUCAGAUGCUGGAUUGGAAGGUGACAAGGGAAAGCAGGCUGCAGUAACAAAUGGUGAAUGGGAAAUUGCAUACAGCGACGAAGAAAUGGAGGACCCCAAAAACUGGAUGCCACCCCCCGCUGAGAUUAAAAGACUCUAUGAGCUCCUUGCUAAAGGGGAGAUGCUGGAACUGAACUUUGUGCCCCUUCCCAGAAGGCCACCUACACCUGAACGCACCCCGUCACCGGAGAGAGAUGAUGAAGACGAGGCAGCGAAGGAAAGAGAAAGGGAGGAGAGAGACCACAAGCCUGUAACUCCGACCGAGUUUGACUUUGACGAGAAAGAGAUGCAAGCAACUCCCAAAAAUUCCUUCAUCAACAGACGCAGAACACCAGGAUCUUCAGCACGCUCCUCAGUGAAAAGGGAAGCUCGGUUGGACAAGGUUCUUUCAGACAUGCAGCGCCACCGCAAAAUCGAGGAGCACAUCAUGCGUACGGGUCGGGACCUCUUCAAGACUGAGAAGAAGCGGGAGGAGGCUCUGUCACCGAACAGCCAGAAGGAGCGAGAGAAAGAGAGGGAGCGAGACAGCAACCCCAACACCAUCUUCUCCCCGAGACAGAGAAGAUACUGAAGUAUUAAGAGAUGAUCGAGGAUUUGCUGAGGACUUCUCAAAACUUGAAUUUUUUAAUGUAAUGAAUUUUCUAUGUUUUCUAUGUGUGUUUUGUAUAUUGGCAAUAAACGAUUUAAACCUA
Labrus bergylta (ballan wrasse) is the source of this 1204-nucleotide messenger RNA. RefSeq names its product PAXIP1 associated glutamate-rich protein 1 (gene pagr1). Gene Ontology annotation, cellular component: MLL3/4 complex. The record is from RefSeq and is a predicted model, not a curated record. Gene Ontology annotation, biological process: positive regulation of cell cycle G1/S phase transition; positive regulation of intracellular estrogen receptor signaling pathway. Lineage: Eukaryota; Metazoa; Chordata; Actinopteri; Labriformes; Labridae. Gene Ontology annotation, molecular function: nuclear estrogen receptor binding.